AUGCUUGUCGGAUCGCCCUCUGCUAUGACGAAUGCCUCGACCUCCGGAAAGCAGUGUCCGGCCUGUGGAGGCAGCGGUGCCUGUAAUGAUCCCUCCGAGGUGCAGCAACGGAUCCUGGAGCUGGAGGGGCAUGUCCAGGAGUUGAACGAGCGCGCGGCGCUUACUACCGGCAAACUCGCCGAUUACGAAGAAGAAAUCCACCGACUACGCUCAGCGCACGCCGCCUACGCCUCACCACCCCGAAGCAGCUCCUCCCAACCACCGUCAUCGUCUCACGGCGACAGGGCACUGUCACCCACCCAAGCCCCGAUCCCUGUAUGCCCAGAGACGACGGCGCAUAUAUUUCCGCAAGCGCCGCAGAGCCGUCUCGCAACCCUCACCUCCUUGCUUCCCUACCGCCGCGGCAGCGCCACACCAACCAGCGCACCGGUCCCGACCACCCCGACCGCACCGACCAUCCCCCUCCCGCAAGUGUCAUCCCCGGCUAGCAGUGACAACACCUCCGAGCUGCAAGAUGCGCUGAACCGCGAGCAGGGUCUGCGCAAGGCGGCCGAGGCGCAGCUUACACAGUCGAACACGGAGUUGGAAGAGUUGACGGUGCAGCUGUUCAGCCAGGCGAAUGAAAUGGUGGCGCAGGAGCGUAAAGCCCGCGCUAAGUUGGAAGAACGGGUUGCCGUUCUGGAGCGGAGGGAUAUUGAGAAGCGGAGCCGACUUGAGCGGUUGGAGAAGGCGAUGGCUCGGGUUGACAGGCUGCGGGCUUUGGUCAAUAAGUGA
Penicillium cinerascens is the source of this 774-nucleotide messenger RNA. RefSeq lists its product as uncharacterized. Gene Ontology annotation, cellular component: cell tip; Golgi to plasma membrane transport vesicle. The transcript has 2 exons. Lineage: Eukaryota; Fungi; Ascomycota; Eurotiomycetes; Eurotiales; Aspergillaceae. Gene Ontology annotation, molecular function: guanyl-nucleotide exchange factor activity. Bases 1 to 774 code for a protein of 257 amino acids. The record is from RefSeq and is a predicted model, not a curated record. Gene Ontology annotation, biological process: exocytosis.